UUUUUUUCUUUGUUCUAUUUUAUUUCGCUUUUUCUUUCCUACAUCGUUAUCAUUAGAAUUUCUAAACAAUAUGCCCAACAAGUGGACUACUGCUAUACCUGAAGCCCCUUCUCCAAACUACGUUAUUGUCAAGAACAUCGCUCUUCAAUCUACUGAAUCUACAGUGAAGGAGUUUUUCCUUUUCUGUGGUAAAAUCAAGGAAUUUGAAAUGAAGGUUGAUGAAGACGAUGAAAAGCACCAAAUUGCUUUAAUUCAUUUUGAACGUGAAUCUGCAGCCAAGACGGCUGCACUUUUAAGCAACGCUCUUAUUGAUGAUAGCCAUAUUGUUGCUGCACCUUACUUUGACGUCCCUGGCUCCUCUGAAAAGGAAGCUUCUUCUGCUGCUGCUGCUGCUGGUACAAAUGGUACCGAGGAACAUGAGAACCAAGAAAGCAAGCCCAAGACCAAGAUUCUCGCUGAAAUCUUAGCAAACGGUUACUUGCUUCAAGAUCAAGUGGUUGCCAAGGGCGUCGAAUACGAUAACAAGUACCACGUCUCUUCCCGCUGGAAUAAGCUGCUCAAUGCAGUUCAAACCAACGUUAAACAUUUUGAUGAAAAGUAUCGUAUCUGGGAUAAAGCCGUCAAUUUGGAUCAAAAGUAUAAAAUCACCGAGAAUGUCAAUAAGGUCACUCAGACAGCUCAAGAAAAGGCCACUCAAGCUCUUCAAACUGGUUUGCAAUCUACUCCAGGCCAAAAGGCUAAAGAUUUAGCGGAUAAGACUUUACAUCAGAUUGCUGCUGUUCAUUACGAAGCCAAGAGAAUACAAGUAAGUAAUGGAGUUGCAACUGCUUAAAGUGGGAGCAUCACAAGUGCACAAAAAGCAAUGAAUGAAAGUUGACCUUUGUGUGGAUCACUGAUGACUCUCUUUCUCUUCAUCAUUGUAGGGUGAAAAGAUGGGUGGUGCUACAGAUGACUCUGCAGGAGCUCCCUCCACUGGUACUCAAGAUGCUACUACUGUCAGUCGUGAAGCUACCGCUUCAACUGACGUAAAGGCAGAUGAUUCUACUACUAAUACCGAGACAAAGACAAAUGCUGGUGCUGCUACUGCUCCUCCACCUGCUGCCCAAUAAUAAAUCUGUAAUCAAUAGCAUUAUAAACUAAUGUGAUAAAUACGAUUUUUUAUACCAUGAUGUGGUAUAAUUUCAAAGCCCAAAAAAAAAAAAAAGAAAAA
Messenger RNA from Mycotypha africana, 1210 nucleotides. RefSeq lists its product as uncharacterized. The transcript is spliced from 5 exons. Gene Ontology annotation, molecular function: RNA binding. The record is from RefSeq and is a predicted model, not a curated record. The coding region runs from base 71 to 832 and encodes 253 amino acids. NCBI's taxonomy places the organism in Eukaryota, Fungi, Mucoromycota, Mucoromycetes, Mucorales, Mycotyphaceae.